UUACAUAGUUCCUGUCGAGUUAACUGACAUUUUAGCAUACUUAAGUAGCUGCUACUGAUGUUAACGCAUCAACAAAAAGUUAACUUAGUUAAUUUAGCUUCUGUACCGCACCGAGUAUUUUAACACAAACAAGGAUUUGUAAUGAGUUGUUUGUCCACAGUAACUACAAUUCCCACAAUUCACCUAACGUAACUUACGUUACGCACUUUCUAGAAGCUAGGCGACUCUUCACUUCAGAAUAGUUAGCCAACGUUAGCUAACGUCAGUUUAACCCAGCCUUCUUUCAAGCAGUUCAGUGGCCGUUAAUUUGGGGACUAUUUCUUCUUGCAGGCGGUGUUAUAAUAGUAGGUUAGUAAGACUUGAGCACUUAGAGCCCGUUGCUGUGUGCUAAUGGGGAUAGCUAACAUUAUUCCAAAGCAAAACAGAAAACUGCGAACUGGCAGAGACGAACUAGCUAACAGCAAAACGUCAACAACAAAAUAACCAAGGGGUUGGGCAGCUGCACAUGUUGGUCUGUAACGCUAAAUGUUUCUGGUUAACUUGUGCAAAGUUGUUAUUUAGUGCAGGUAUGAAGCUGUCAUUGCGUCACGGAACUUGGCCAGUUUUAUCCCGUAACGCUUAACUAACGGGAACAUGCAACGAUGGUAUUGUGGCUAGCUAGAAAACCAGCCAGCUGUCCUCGUCUAGACAUAUUUAUAACUUGGUGUGUGCGUCAUGUAGGUUACAGGAAAUACCUUUUAUCAGCUUAUCUGACUGGUAUCAAUACUGAUCUUCCAGAUCAAAUCCGUUUGUAGUUAUCCACCCGUGUGUCUCUUCAAAUCAUUUCAUCGACUGGACCACCUUGCAUCACUCUGCUCCCUUAAGCAGUGAAGGGGGGCCCCUGCCGGCCAUGUAUUCAUUUUCAGGACCCACAAGCCUUCCUGAAUUUGACCUCGGACCCCCAAGUACGUCUGGUAACCCGCAGAGAGCACCUAUCUCCAACAACAGCUGGGAGGCCCGAUGCCUCAGGAAGCACAGGAGGAGAGUUGAUGAUGAGGGAUGCAGUGCCAAAAGGAGGAGGUUAAUGUUGGAGGCAGAAGUGGAAGCAGAGAGCUCAAACAGUAGCACUCGUCAUGACUGGCCUACAGCAAACAACUGCCCUCCGCUGUCUGCACAACAAGGCAGCCCUGCACUUCCACAGCCCUUCCCAGCGCCUCCGAACUUGACUUUGGCUCAGCCCUCCUCUGCUGUUUCACGACCCGAAACAGAGAGCUCCUGCAUGGAGAUAGAGGCAGCUCAGAGGAGACUUCAGGAGAUUGAAGACAGAAUAAUUCUGGAGGAUGACGAUGAAGAUGACGAUUUGGAUGUAGAGCCAGCCCCGAGACGGCCAGUACUGGUGAUCUCUGACAGUUUGAAGGAGGAUCUACAGCGCGGCAUUAGUGACAUCCUACCCCACACAGUAGCCCAGUCUGUGAGCCACUCCUGCAUGGAGUUGGUGUUGUGGCGGCCACCUGACGAUCCCUUCUGUCGGAAGCGAAAGGGACCGUUACAGAAACAGCGGAAACAACAGACAGUAUCUCGACAACCCCCGACACCGUGUCCAUCUCCCACCCCUCACGGUCCCCUCAGCCCCUCUCGCGCCACUGCAGACACAGACUCUUCUAUGUACAGCUUUCCUGUGGCCUCUGGAGAGGAGGACAUGGAAAUGUAAUAGUGUUUAAUGACUUGAAAAGCCAUGCCAAAGACUGGACAUGUAGUGACAAAAAGGACUAUAGAGGAACCAUUUUAGGUUGGUAAGUUUGGUGAGGCAUGUUGACUUCACAUGAAUAUUUGUGUUUUGGACAGUUUGUGCAACACAUUCUUUGUUUUACAGACGCUCCGUUUAGGUUCUCUGACUAUAUAAUGUAAGAUGGAACAAUAACGCUGACUUAAUAAUCAGUUUUAUUAAUUUAAAUUUCCAAAAAACUCCCAUGAUCUCAAGACUGAAAAGUUCUUUAAGCAGCCUUAUAACCCAUUUCACAGAAUAAACAUUUGCCCUUAGAAAUAUGAUAAUUUGUACAUAAAUUUGACAAAGUCUGGCCAAAAACACGCUGAUGUACUGUGAAUAUGACUUUGUUAAAUAUCGGUGUGUAGCACCGGAAAUUUGUACAGUUUUUAUGUUCAGCUUCUGGGCCUUGAUAGCGAGACACUAAAAAUUGUUUCUGCGUGUUCACAUUUGCUCACAGCACGACUUCCUGCUUGCAGCUGUACUUGUUGUGGUAAAAAAAAGAUUAUCUUCCUAUAGUGUUUAGCAAGUACGCCAUCUGUGAGCUUUGAGGAAUUUAUAAAGAAGUCGUAGAAAUGCACCUUUUAUAUGAUUUGAUUGUAUUUUCAUAUGUACAUUGCUAGAAUUGUUAUCAGCCAUCGAGUGGUGUUACUCUUUAUUUGUUAUUAAAUAAACUUAUAUGUUGAGAUUUUG
Messenger RNA from Micropterus dolomieu (smallmouth bass), 2437 nucleotides. It is a transcript of the gene ccdc117, whose product is annotated as coiled-coil domain containing 117. The record is from RefSeq and is a predicted model, not a curated record. Bases 890 to 1690 code for a protein of 266 amino acids. The transcript is spliced from 5 exons. Lineage: Eukaryota; Metazoa; Chordata; Actinopteri; Centrarchiformes; Centrarchidae.